CAACACCCCACGCUCAUUGAUCUGUUGGUUAUUCAACCACGUCCAUUCGUUCCACGAUGCGUUUCUCACUUCAACCCCUGGCCAUCUGCUUGGUCUCGGCUCAGGCCCGUUUCGCCCUGGCGUCACCCUGCAAACCUUUGACGACUACCGCGCUCGCUGCAACCACCACGACUACUGCUGUCGAGGAGGCUUCCACGACCACUGCGACCACUGACGACUCUACUACUACGGUUGCUGGAGAGACUACCAUUGUCACUCUCAGUGAAGCUACCACCACCACUGCCCUUUCUGAUCUGUCUACCACUCUCACUACUCUCACACUCAGCGAAGGCUCAACAACCACUGCAUUUGGCGAAGAGUCCACUACCACUACUCUUGCUGAAGACACAACCACCACUGCCGUCACUGACGAGCCAACUACGACUACCUUUGAGGCGACUACCACGACCGCUGCUGAGGCUACCACUACAACGGAGGCUCUCGAGGGAACUCAAAUGGCCGCCGUCUUUGCCGAUAACACCGAGAAGGAUACAUAUAUUGAUGAAUCGGGCGGUACCUACAGCACCCCUCAAGAAGGUGGCUCAACCUCCAAGGCCCGCUUCGAACUCGAGCCUGAGACCAACAGACUCUUCACUCAUCUCGUUGAUGGCACCAAAGUCUACCUCUUCACUGUCAUUCCAGAUGGUCCCAACUAUGCCUUCCAGUUUGACACCGCAGCCAACAUUGACAAUGUCGAUGUUUAUCACUACGUUCUGUGCACAGCCGAUGCCGAUAACGUCCUCAGCUGUGCUUCUGAAAGCGGCCCAACUCCUAUUGUUUGGUACUGGGUGGACAGCGCCGAGAGAUACUACGGAAACAGCAACCCAUCUUUUGAUUCAUACCCAAUUGUUCAUUUCAAGCUCGGGUAACUUCCUCGGAGGCACCUUGUCAGUGUGGCAUGGCUCUCAAGAUAGUGUUUGUCGCCAAGUGGAAGUAAGAGAAAUGGAAGGAGGAAGUUGGUGGCAAGGACUUAAUGCGUCCAGACUUAAAUAUUCUAUGUAUAUAGUAACUCUACAAAGAAAUUCAGACAUAAUCAUGUUAUUAU
Molecule: messenger RNA, 1084 nt
Organism: Fusarium oxysporum Fo47
Lineage: Eukaryota; Fungi; Ascomycota; Sordariomycetes; Hypocreales; Nectriaceae
Exons: 1
Coding region: 57-908 (283 amino acids)
Source: RefSeq, a predicted model, not a curated record